AACUUGUGUCUGCCUUAUGAUAGUGCCACGAUCUUACCUGUGAAGUUCUGUUAAUUUUCAGUGAGAUAUGGUUUAUUAAAGCCUAUAGUAUCGUGAUAAUUGGUUUUCAGGACUGUGACAGUGAUAUUAAAUUAUUGAUAUUGUGUUAUUAAAUUUUGAGCCUAGUUUUGUUAUUCUGUUUUGAAAAUGAGACUUUUUUAUAUAGUGGGUGACAUAUUUCAAAAUGAUUAAACUUUUCUUCAAAUAAUUAAUCAACAAUAAUCCAAACCUCCAUCAAGAACAAAGGCAUGGAAGACAAUGUGGACUCUAUUUCUGAUAUAAUAAGUUGUACAACCAAGCAGAUCAAACAAUCAAAAAUUCCAGUGACUCAGGUUUUUUAUGAUAAAAAAAUAGUUUCUGUCAGAGGUUUUAAAUUUCCAGCCGCUCACCACACACUAAAAGAUGUGAAAAGAACAGAUAUAGAAAAGAGUAAAAUUAUUCUAAAAGUGAAUUCAGAUAAAGAAACAAACGGAACUGCAAUUGUUUUUACCUCCAGUUCAGAAGAAACAUGGACUAAUAAAGAAAAAAGAGGUAUUAUAUCAAAAUUUUCAAACAAAAUAUUAAAAAGUGCCGCCAGUAUUAGGAAGAAAAUUAAAACAAAAUGUUCAGGUUACAAAUGUGGAAACCAACGGAAGUCAUCUGUACAAUUAAAAAUGAUGUCAUGUCCUCCCCGGUACAAUUCUUUAACUGGAAAAGUUAUGAAAAGGAAAGAACAAUAUUACCGACACAUUUGGAUGCCCGUUGAGGAAUCCACAGCCAAAGAUUAUUUGGAGAAGCAGUUUAGCUGGAAGGGAAACAUGGAAAAUGGAUUGAAAUUCAACAGCAGACUCACAAAAGAAAGUACUCCGCUCGUUUUGGUCAAUGACAGGAAGCUGCCGUUUUCCCAAAAGCUUGCCUAUGGACUUGGUCAUUUCUACAAUGACAUCUGUGCAGCUAUAUGGUUUACCUAUGCCCUCAUCUUCCUACAGCUGGUUGCAGAAAUGGGACCAGUCAAUGCUGGCUUUCUACUGUUUAUCGGACAAGUAGUGGAUGCGAUAACGACACCAGUCGCUGGAUAUUUGCUGGACAGGACAGUCAACCGAAAACGAUGGCAUUUGGUUGGAAGCCUGUUGGUACUGGUCAGUUUCCCGCUUAUAUUCACGACACCAGGGGCUGUGAUGGGAGCCUCCAUCUGGGUCCAGAUGGUCUACUUCAGUCUGUCUAUCUCAGUGUUCCAAGUGGGCUGGGCGGUCGUGCAGAUCGCUCACCUUUCACUGCUGCCCGAGCUCACAACACUCACCGAGGAACGGGCGCAGCUCACAGCUCACAGAUACACAGCAUCAAUGGCUGCACAUAUCCUGGUGUAUUUUGUGGCUUGGGCUCUCUUGAGUUCCUCUCAUGCUAUGAAUAUGAAAUUGGUCGGGCCAUCGGACUCUUGGAGGUUUCUUGAUUUGGCGAUAGUAACGAGUGUUAUUGGACUGAUCGUGACCAUGGUGUUCCACUCAGCCCUCAAGACAACAAGGGGGCUGUUUCCGCGGCUACCACGCAAACAGGAGAUCCUGUCAUUGCAAGCCAAGUCACUCAAGUUCUUCCGGUCUCCGCACCUCUACAGCGUGGCCGUGAUCUACACGAGUAGUCGACUGUUCAUGACACUCAGCCUGGUCUACAUUCCACUGUUCAUUAAUGAGACGGUGCUGUCACAGGUCGGCACUCUUGCCACCGUCCCCCUUGCCUCCUUUCUCGUUUCGGCUUUCGCUGCACUCAUCGUCAAACUCUGUAGCGUCCACUGUGGGGGCCUCAGGAUCACAUAUCUUAUUGGAAGUGCAUUUUGUCUUCUCGGGUGUGUACUGGUCCACUUCAGCUACAGCAAAACAGACGAUACAUCCAAAGUGUUUGGUGUUGCAAUCCUAUUUGGUGCGGGCAGUUCCAUCACGAUGGUAGUCAGUCUGUGUGUUACUGCCAACUUGAUCGGACUGGACACUGAGUGCGGAGCGUUUGUCUACAGUACAGUCACUUUCGCCGACAAACUUCUCAACGGUUUAGCCGUCAUUAUUAUUGAGGAAAUGAAGUGUGCGAACACUGCAGACUGUCCUUACUACUAUGGUGGUGUGCUGAGCUACGUCAACAGUGGAGUGGUGUUCUGUGGUCUGGCAGUCGUGUUUAUGUUACCUACUGAACUGUUUGCUGCCACCAAUACCAAAUAACAACCAUGCAUCUUUCAUAUUCACUGCCACAUACUGGUGUACUUAUAUUCCAUUGUAUUACAUUAUUUAUUUACA
Homalodisca vitripennis (glassy-winged sharpshooter) is the source of this 2297-nucleotide messenger RNA. Its product is annotated as major facilitator superfamily domain-containing protein 12-like. Gene Ontology annotation, molecular function: symporter activity. The record is from RefSeq and is a predicted model, not a curated record. Gene Ontology annotation, cellular component: membrane. The transcript has 9 exons. NCBI's taxonomy places the organism in Eukaryota, Metazoa, Arthropoda, Insecta, Hemiptera, Cicadellidae. Bases 288 to 2222 code for a protein of 644 amino acids. Gene Ontology annotation, biological process: carbohydrate transport.